Molecule: messenger RNA, 3770 nt
Organism: Numida meleagris (helmeted guineafowl)
Lineage: Eukaryota; Metazoa; Chordata; Aves; Galliformes; Numididae
Gene: KCNE1
Product: potassium voltage-gated channel subfamily E regulatory subunit 1
Exons: 1
Coding region: 1185-1565 (126 amino acids)
Biological process (GO): regulation of ventricular cardiac muscle cell membrane repolarization; negative regulation of delayed rectifier potassium channel activity; potassium ion export across plasma membrane
Cellular component (GO): membrane
Molecular function (GO): potassium channel regulator activity; transmembrane transporter binding; voltage-gated potassium channel activity involved in ventricular cardiac muscle cell action potential repolarization
Source: RefSeq, a predicted model, not a curated record
CCCCACCUCGCCAUGACCUCCUCUCAGGAGGUUGUAGAGAGUGAUGAGCUCUCCCCUGAGUCUCCUCCAGACAGAACAAUCCCAGUUCUCCCAGCCACUCCCCAUCAGACUUCUGCUCUAGACUCUUCAUAGCUUCAUUGCCCUUCUCAGGACAUGCUCCAGGGCCCCAGUGUCUUUCUUGUAGUGAGGGGCCUUCUUGUAGAAGGCUGUCAGCACAGAAAGUUAUGGCUGGGAGGCUCUGAGUGUUCAGUGCUUCUUGGUAGAGCCAUCUCCUGAUGCAUUCUUGAUUUGCAGCAAUGCCAGUGAAAGUUCUCCUAAUCAGACAAUAAAACACAGGUUGCUGUGUUUUAGCAAUGUAGUUUGGAGGAGAAAGCACUGAACUGCCUAGGGGAGGCCUGUUUGCCUGUAAGAUGGAGGGUGGAGGGAAACGGUUUUACUUUCAAGUCAGUAGCAGCCACUGCUGGGUAGGCAGUCACUGCAUACUCACUGUGAACACCCUCCUUGGGCAAAUGCCCAGUGGGAAUUUACAUUAAAUAAGCUUGGGAUAAAUGUCUGUCUGAUGUUUGGUUGCUUGGUCUCUGUAUGGUAUAUCCUUACAAGGGUUGCAGAAGGCAAAUCUCCUCAACAGGAGUGGACGUGUGAUACUUGCUGCAGGCACCAAGUUAUUUCCACUGCAGAUCAGAUACAGAAGUUUUGUCUCCAGAUACAGUCCUGGUAGAGAAGAGAGGGGUAACCAGGAUAACAAUCCUCAAAACCAGAAGCAACUGCUGUAGCAUGGGAGUGAGCCUGUGGGGCUCGAGGAAGAAGUCAUGGGCUGUAAGCAGCAGGAGGGUAGGCCUGGGCUGGGCAUCUGGGUGAGUGGCCAAUGGCUGGAGUGGUAAAGUACCACAACAGACCAUUUGUGGAGACUGAGGACUUGGUAUCGUGGAUGGUUUUUAAGGCAAAUAUUUGCAGGGGAUGGACUUAUCCUUGCUGGCCUUGCUUGGAAGGAGGAGGUGAGCAGGCCUCUCAGGCACUUCCUCAGGCCCUGCCUCUCUGCAUGUCCUGAGACAGUUCCCUUGCUGGGGGGAACCGGUAGGGCAGGCAGAGGGAACAUCUUUUCUUUGUCUAAUGGCAUGUCCCUGGUUUUUUCUUUUCUAGGAAAAACAGGGAAGAAAGAAGUGCAAAGGACAGAUUAAAAAAAGAUGUUGGUGCUGUCUAAUGACACAGCCCUGAGCUCUCUCCUCUCCAAGCUGCUUCAAGACCACCUGGAGCAGACAAAUAGCACUGCUCCCUCUCCAGUUGGAAGUGCUGGAGGCGGCCUGGAAAUCAUUUACGUGCUGAUGAUGGUCGGUCUCUUUGGCUUCUUCACAGUGGGAGUCAUGGUGACCAACAUCCGUGCUAGGAGGCUGGAGGACUCCCACAACCCCUACAACACGUACAUUGCAACAGACAUUUGGCACAAGAAGGACCAGGAGUAUUUUCAAGCCAAGCUUAUAGAAAAUUACAAACUGUGCUGUGUCUUUGAAAACCAGCUGGCUGUAGAGCAGCCGAGCAUUCACAUUCCCGAGGAGAAGUCCUCCUAGCCAAAUGGGAGAAAGGACUGAACUUUGCAUAGGGACAACCCAAGCGAUACCUGCUAUGAACCGGGCUAGCUGCUUUCCCACCUGCCCAGCCCCCCGGUGCUGGCCUAGGACACACUGAAUUACAGAGAUGACAGUGAAGCUGAUGGGUUUGUGAUGGCUCUGGUGCUGCAAAGUUGCCUGACCACAUUGUUUCAGUCACUGUAAGGUCAGGGAAGGGGACACACCAAUGGGAGUAUCAUGGACUCAUCAGCUUCACUUGGUGAGAAAUGCAAAUGUUGGUAUUGCCAGCAUGAAUUCUUGCAGUAGUCAGUGUACUUCAAAACAAACUGGAUCAAGCAUAAGCUAGAGGUGUUAACAGCCAAGUAUUGUUUAGGCAAUCGUUUUCAAGUAAGAGCAUUGUCUUCCAAGAAAAUGUAGCAGAAAGAUUUCCUUUGUAUUUUUGAAUAAUCAUUAUAUAAACUGUACAGUGUUAUGGAUGACUAGUUUCUCUGAGAAUCAUGUACCUUUUUGAGAUAAAACUGUAAGAAAAGAUUUGCUUUUUUUGCUGAAAACCAUUUCUAUGGAAAAAUGUAGACUUCAGAAGGAAUUUUUUUAGCAACUGUCCUUAAUUCACAUUGUGUACCCCAGAGAAGACUUGCAGAGUACUUAUAUUUUUCCUUCUUGUGCAUCCAGGUUGAUCUCUGAAGCAAUAUCCACUGUUGUACAAGGACUGAGUAACAUACAGGGUUGUGAGUCUCAAUCACAUUUAAUUACUGCAGAAGACCUAGGUCCUACCCUUUGGUUGCAAAUUGAAUUUCCACACUGUGAAAAACGGUUUCCCAAAAUCUUUGUUAUUUAGUCACUGGUGUACCUUAUGUGUGUGCCUAACAUGUAGCCCAUGAGCCGUUUCUCUAGCUCCCCAGAGCAGCCCCCUUAGCACAGCCGUUUAUUUCUCGCACUAUCCAGUGUGAGGUCCAUGUCAGCAAGGUGUUCCUGCCUGUGGCCUCCAUACACCUGCCUUUCAUGGACUGUGUCCACUGAGCUGCAGGGAGAAAGAAGCAGCUGAACUCAGCUGCUAUGGCAUCAAGUAUCGGCUGCCUCUGCUAACAGGCAGAAAUAUGGCUCUUCUGAACACUGCAUUGCUUAAAAUAGCAACAUAGCCAGGUCAAAACCUGUUUUCUUAUAUGGGAUCAAAGAAGCAAUGGUGUGGGCAGGAAGGGACUUUUUAUUUCUGCUCUGCAGAUAUACAUCUCAUUUUUAGCUACUAGAGAGUGGGAAGAAGUGGGAAGGGCCUGAAAAAAAGUCAUGCAGAGCAGUUGCUUCAAAGGCAAGGCAAGGGCAGAGUGGGGGCAGAUCACUGCCCAAGUAUUUGGAUAGGCAAGGGAUGCAAAGCACUGCACUUCCAUUAAAGUAGUAUUCCAGCCAUGUUUGUCUUCCCACAAUACUUAAACUUAGGACAAUUGAAAGCAUGGUGUAUUUUUAAAAGUUUUUUAAAAGAUAUUUAUGUGGUGCCUACCUUUAAGCUGAGGCCACAAGCCCAUUUUUUAAGUGUCUGGAACAGCUUCGAAUAUAUCUAUCAGCUUAAAUAUCUUUAUCUCCUCUAGAGGAAGGCAGACCAAGCCAGGCUUUGGAUAAGUGUUGACUUCUUGGCUUGCGCACUGCUCUUUUGGGUUCUCACCAUGCAGCCUGUAUAUUGCUUGUAAUUCCUUCCCUCUGUGAGUGCGCAAAUGCUCUUGCUUGUUGGCUAUCUAGGUGUAGGCCCAUGAAGCAUUGCUGAAAAUGUUUAAACUUGCAUUAAAAAUGGCCUUCAUUACAUUAAAGCCUUUGAACAUUAAGCAUUUCAAAAGGUCUGCCUCCUGCAGCUCCCAUUCCACCCCAGGUGCUUUCAGGUAUUUUGGGCUGAGGCACUUGCUGGUCACCUUAUUUUAACAGGCCCAGUGUAGCUAUUUGUGAUAAGGUCAUUGUCUGCAUUACUUAGCUUCCUUUUUUUCUUUUUUUUUUCUUAUUUUUUUUUUUAUCUCUACCAUUUUAUUUAUUUCAAUAACUGAGGAACCACUGUGCCUUAGUCAUAAUGUUUUUCUCUGUAACCAGGCUACAAAGCACCUUUCUAUGUCACUUGUAGACUCCCACAAUGGACCUUCACAUUACCUUUCAGUCUUUCUAGUUCUCCUUCUUCCCAUACAUUUUUCACUUGUGAAAAACAUUAAAAUAUUAAUCACAAAUGUU